AUGGCACCUGCAGAAGAGAAAACAGCAGAGACGACAACUGAAAGUCCUGCUACUGAUAUCAUCACUGUAUUCGAUGACCCAAUCAACUUUACACACAAGCAUCCGUUACAACACAAAUGGUGUGUGUGGUUUGAUUCUGCUCAAGGAAAGCAAAAUCAAAAAAAUUGGAUGGACAACUUGAAGAACUUGGUGACAUUUGACUCUGUUGAAGACUUUUGGGGCAUUAUGAAUCACAUCAUGAAGGCAUCAGCUCUACCUGCUGGAUCUAACUAUCACGUAUUCAAAGAGGGCAUACAGCCAAUGUGGGAAGACCCACAAAACAAGAAGGGUGGAAAGUGGGUUGUGUCGAUUACUAAGAAGCAUCGAGGUCAAAUGGAUACUUGGUGGCUGAAUACUUUGAUGGGAAUGAUUGGCGAAGCCUUUGAAGACGGUGCAGAAAUCAUGGGAGCAGUCGUCAGUGCCAGGAGGUCCUAUGACCGUAUCUCGUUGUGGACCAAGACAGGAGCAAUCCAGGAUGUCCAAGAACGUAUUGGCAAGCAAUUCAAGCAGAUUAUGGGUGUAGAUAGUGAUAUCACUCUUGGCUAUCAAAUGCACGAUACAGCUCUCAAGACCAACUCCAGUUACGGUAACGAUGACAUCUAUCAAGUUUAA
This is a messenger RNA of Synchytrium microbalum, 651 nucleotides long. RefSeq lists its product as uncharacterized. Gene Ontology annotation, cellular component: eukaryotic translation initiation factor 4F complex. The record is from RefSeq and is a predicted model, not a curated record. Gene Ontology annotation, molecular function: translation initiation factor activity; RNA 7-methylguanosine cap binding. The coding region runs from base 1 to 651 and encodes 216 amino acids. NCBI's taxonomy places the organism in Eukaryota, Fungi, Chytridiomycota, Chytridiomycetes, Synchytriales, Synchytriaceae. The transcript is spliced from 6 exons. Gene Ontology annotation, biological process: translational initiation.